CCCGGAGGGUCAGAGGUCAGUGGGUGGAGACAAACCGGCUGGUGGUGGAGGUGAUCGCGGGUCCUGGGUCGUCUAUCUAUGGCGCCACCGCAGCGAUGUCCUCUGUGUCGCCAAACUUUCUUCUGUGGUCGCGGACACGUCUACAGCCGCAAGCACCAGCGGCAGCUGAAGGAGGCUCUGGAGCGGCUUUUACCGCAGGUAGAAGCCGCUCGCAAGGCCGUUCGUGCCGCCCAGGUAGAACGCUAUGUCCCCGAGCACGAUCGGUGCUGCUGGUGUCCGUGCUGUGGCUGCGAAGUACGAAAACACCUGAGCCACGGAAACCUGACAGUGCUGCACGGAGGUCUGCUGGAACAUCUGGCCAGGUGACAGCUGAGGAACACCCACCUCCCCGCCCAGAGCAUAAGAAAGCCACCAAUAAAUUCUGGUGGGAGAACAAGGCCAAUGCCCAAAUGAAAGAGAAGUUUCUGAUCUCCCCCCAGGAUUAUGCGCGGUUUAAGAAAUCUAUGGUGAAGAGCCUGGAUUCCUAUGAGGAAAAAGAGGAUGAGGUGAUUAAAGAGAUGGCAGCUCAGAUCCGUGAGAUAGAACAGAGUCGGCAGGAAGUGGUCAGAUCUGUCUUAGAGCCUCAGGCAGAGCCAGAUCCAGAUGAGGGCUCUUCGGCACUGGGAAGCUGGGAAGCAGCUAACGGGACCUCAUCUGCCAGCCUGGCUCCCCUGUCUUUCAGCCAUGUGGCCUCCAGCUCACAGCAGGUAUCACACUUGGACCCACAACGUGUUCCAGAGCUUGACUGGAUGGAGACAGGACAGCAUUUAACAUUCAUUGGCCAUCAGGAUACACCUGGAGUUGGUAAUAUCCAUUCAGGUGCCACACCUCCAUGGAUGAUCCAAGAGGAAGAACAUAGCUCUGGAAACCUACCAAUAGGACCUUCCUAUGAAGAAUUUCUUAAAGAAAAAGAAAAACAAAAACUGAAGAAACUGCCCCCAGAACGAGUUGGGGCCAACUUUGACCACAGUUCCAACACUAGUGCAGGCUGGCUGCCUUCUUUUGGCAGAGUAUGGAAUAAUGGUCGCCGCUGGCAAUCCAGGCAUCAAUUCAAAACUGAAGCUGCAACAAGAAGCAAGCAGUCACAUAAAGGAAAAAGCUGAAAGUUCCCAGCCUGAUAUUAUCUCAUGGCCAACAAACCCAUUCCAACUGUUAUCCCUAAAACCAAAUCCUCUCCAGUUGCC
Messenger RNA from Cricetulus griseus (Chinese hamster), 1223 nucleotides. Lineage: Eukaryota; Metazoa; Chordata; Mammalia; Rodentia; Cricetidae. The record is from RefSeq and is a predicted model, not a curated record.